AUGAGCAAGAAAACGGCGAUCGUCACCGGGUCAAGCCAGGGCAUUGGAGAAGCUAUUGUACGCCGACUCGCUGCUGAGGGCUAUGCUGUCGUGGUCAAUGACCUCCAGGUCAACGACGACAAGAUACAAAAGCUCGUCGAUGAGUUGAACGCCACUCACGGCGACGGCACCGCUCUGGGUAUUGUCGCCGACGUGACUUCUUCGGCCGAAGUGGUCUCCAUGAUCAGUGAAGCCGUGCAAAAGCUGGGCCCCUUACGGGUCAUGGUCGCCAAUGCGGGAAUCGCACGGACUUCUCUCGCUCUGGAGACAUCGGAGGAGGACGUACGCACAUUGUUCGACGUCAACUUCAUGGGUGUCUGGCUGUGCUACACACACGCCGCGCGACAAAUGAUCUCCCAGGGCCCCGUGCCGGAAGGCUCUGUUGGUUAUCGAAUCCUGGGAGCAGCGAGUAUUGCAGCGUUCAAGCCGACCCCUCUGUUCAGCCACUACGGCGCCACCAAGUGGGCAGUCAGAGGGUUCACCCAGGUCUUCGCUAUGGAGAUGGCGAAGUACAAGAUCAACGUGAACGCGUAUGCGCCAGGCAUCGUCGGCACGGCCAUUUGGGACAACAUCGACACGGAGAGGUUCCAGAAGGCCGAGGAUAUGACUGCCUUGGGGCGCACCAGUGUACCCGAGGACGUGGGAAAUCCGGUGGGCGGAUUCCUCUGCUCCAAAGAUGCAGACUUUAUCACGGGUCAAACACUGGUCAUAGACGGGGGGAUUGUUUUUACCUAG
This is a messenger RNA of Fonsecaea erecta, 774 nucleotides long. RefSeq lists its product as hypothetical. Gene Ontology annotation, molecular function: oxidoreductase activity, acting on the CH-OH group of donors, NAD or NADP as acceptor. The coding region runs from base 1 to 774 and encodes 257 amino acids. The transcript is spliced from 2 exons. Lineage: Eukaryota; Fungi; Ascomycota; Eurotiomycetes; Chaetothyriales; Herpotrichiellaceae. The record is from RefSeq and is a predicted model, not a curated record.